UGUCUGACUAUACAAAGCUGAGGCAGAUCUCCUACUGCCUCAUUUCUUGUCUUUUCCUGCAGGGAACCUUGCAAAUGUGAAGGGUUUUGCCUAUAGAAAAUGAUUACAGCAAUACAAAGAAGAUGCUUAAAGUUUUGCCAGCUCUUAUGCAUGGAGAGGCAGUGAAUACAGACAUGGCUUUUAUGACUUAUGUAUCAUAUGAAAAAGGAUUGAUCACAGUUGAAGAGAAGAAUCGGACGCUGCAGUGCAUGAGAACCUUGGAACUUCCAGUCUGGCACAAAGACUGCACUCUCCAGCUUAUAAAGAAAGCAAUGGGGGAACGGCUUAAACACAGCGGUGGCAAAAUACGUUUGCCUCUCCCCACCGGUCUUGGAACUGCAGAAAUUUUCAACAACGUCAAUACAGAAUCGAUCAGAAAAGCAUUUGAGCUGUGGGAAGAAGAAUGUCAGGAAUUACUUACCUAGAAACUGAAUUAUGUCUAUAGAGAUAGAUACAGCAGAGUUUACAACUAAUAUAGAAAUCCUCUUUAUUUGUGAAAUCUCUCAAACUGAAAUACAAACUGUGAGGUCUGCUGCUCAGAUCAUUAUAUAGCUGUGGCCCAAAAUACUAAACUCUGUUGAGUUGGGCCACUGUAUGGGGCUAAGGGCCUGCUUCCGAGUCACAUACCGCUGUAGCGCCGUUUGUCGUAGUGACUACUGAGACUUUACUAGUAUCAGACCUCCCCCUGGUGUACAAGCGUGCGUCUGGCUGUGCAGGACUCAGACACCCCAACUUUGUGCAUCCAUAGAUCCUAUAAUUUCGCUUGGUGCAUCAUUAGACGCCAACAUCGGAUGCAUCACAGAAACUUGCACCAGCCCUAAAGUAGGUCCAGAUCAGACUUGCCAACUCUGGGUGGCGUGGGGGCAGGGCCUGCAACAAAAAUCUUGAGGCCUGGUGGAGUGAUACCUCUGGGAUAUAUAUAUAUAUAUAUAUAUAUACUUCCUUCCUUCCUCUCAAACACACCCCACAGUCUGUGUCCCACUCUCUCCUUCCUCCCACACACCCCACAGUCUGUCUCUCCCCAAUAACUCCAUGCUGCAUUCCCAGCUCCCUCACCCCCAUCCCAAAGCCCUGUAUCCCUUUACCAAGCCACUCUCACCCUGGGGAGAGACUCACCUGCGCUGCACCUCCUAGCAUACAGACCUCGCACAGAAGGCACCACGUGGCCCUCACACCCCACCAGAAGAGGCCGGCGCAGGGCACAGGAAGCCUGGCCAGCGGAGCUGCUGCCAUGUCCCGUAACUGCCUGCAACAGAGCUGUAUCCGGAAGAGUGAGAGCACACUCGCUCCGCACAGUCAGUGUGUGUGAGAGGCUCCUGUCACUCUGAGGCUGCCGCCACACCACCUACAGCUUGCUGCCCUAUCUGGACCAGACGGCUCACAUCCCUGCCGGGAACUAAGUGGCAUAUCCUUGGGGCCCCUCUAACCCUUGGGGCCAGUACAGGUGUAUCAUUUGACCCCCCUGUCGCUGGUCCUUUGUGGGAGGUGGAAUCGUAAUUGCCUCAUCGUGACCCUGUUAUACAAUGCUUAGUAGCGAUAUUGUAAAGCAGGGGGCGGUGCUCUGAUGAUGUGAUUCAGCGUGAAUUGUGUCACCCCAACCCCACCUCCAGCCCACUUUGACUAGGUAAGUGGACGGGGAAAGUGUGCGGAUGUGGAAGGGUGGUGGGGUGGACAUGGACAAGUGGAGGCAUCUCCAGGACAUUCAUCUCCAGCUAAGCAAUUUCUUGUGAGAGCAACUACUCCGCAAUGACAACACCGAUUUUGAUGGUUCAGGUAUCAUUUGACAGGGUGUGUGAUGUAAUGUGCAAUAAGGUCGCAGAAUUGUGAUGUGGUCAGGUUGUUGAGUAAUAAUUCGGCAAACUCUUUAUUUUUUCACACAGAAAAAGCAUUGAGUAGGUUAGGUUGCAAAUUGCAGCAAAGUCCUUUCCAAUUUUUUUUAUUUUUUUUUGCUUGAUAUCGAGCAGCGCGGUUGACUAGUACUAGUGCUUACUAUCAGCCUCCAAGGAAUUGGCGUCUUGCUGAGCGAAACCCAGUGCCUCUCAUAGUACAUGUGACAGAGAUGUGGAGAAAUUCUGUGAGGGUUUUUUUUUUUUUUUUCAGAGUGACUACAGUGGGUAUAUUUGUAAAUACGAGUGUGUAAUAGUGAUACAUAUAAUUUAUGUGCCUAUAUAGCAGCAAUCAAAACAUUUCUUAUCUAAUAACUUCGUUAGUGUAGCUGUAUAUGGUCAAUAUAUAGAAGGACAAGAUCACAAACCCAACACUUGAUGAUUCUGUCAGAAGUUACUGUAUUUCCUGGACAAGUUAUUUAAGCAUGUUUAUGGGAAGUUUGGCCACCAGAUGGCAGUGUUCCAUAACUAACUUUCAGUAAUACUGUAUUUACAUUUUUUUUAUCUCAACUUACUGUAGGAAGCACUUACUGACUGCAUUUAAUAAUGUAAAGGUUACUAAUAAUUAUUGUUGUUGUGCUGUAAAGGUUACUAAUAAUUAGUCCUACUUACAGACAGGCUUACCAUACUAUCCCUUUAGGGCCUAAUUCUGAGUUGAUCGCAGCAGAUGGGCAAAACCAUGUGCACCAUACCUCCCAACUUUCUUUUCCAGUGGAGCGGGCGCGCGCUCCCGAAAAGGGGGUUGUGGCUUACGAAAAGGGGGCAUGGCUUCGCGGGAGGACCCGCGAUCGCGAGUCACGCCCCCGUUUUCGUCACUGAGGGGGCAUGCCCAGCGCUCUGUGAGCCGCUGGCAUGCUCCCUCUCCCUCUGACUCCUCUCCCUCUGACUCCCUCUGACUCCGCUGGCAUGCUCCCUCUCCCUCUGCUAAGCAGGGCAGCGAGAGACGGAGCCUCGCAACUGCCCCCCCCCACCGCGGGACAGUGCGGCCCGCGGGUGGGACAGCGGGACAGUCCCCAAAAAACGGGACUGUCCCGCGAAAAACGGGACAGUUGGGAGGUAUGUGUGCACUGCA
Messenger RNA from Pseudophryne corroboree (corroboree frog), 2997 nucleotides. RefSeq names its product 2-epi-5-epi-valiolone synthase-like. Gene Ontology annotation, molecular function: 3-dehydroquinate synthase activity. The transcript is spliced from 3 exons. Bases 123 to 464 code for a protein of 113 amino acids. The record is from RefSeq and is a predicted model, not a curated record. Lineage: Eukaryota; Metazoa; Chordata; Amphibia; Anura; Myobatrachidae.